Brassica oleracea var. oleracea is the source of this 1754-nucleotide messenger RNA. Its product is annotated as zinc finger CCCH domain-containing protein 6-like. Bases 318 to 1580 code for a protein of 420 amino acids. Gene Ontology annotation, molecular function: metal ion binding. NCBI's taxonomy places the organism in Eukaryota, Viridiplantae, Streptophyta, Magnoliopsida, Brassicales, Brassicaceae. The record is from RefSeq and is a predicted model, not a curated record. The transcript has 4 exons.
GACAGAUAAAACAACGAUUGUGACCAGAAGAAGAACCCAGAGGAUCUAGGGCUUCACAUCUCUCUCUCUCUCUCUCUCUCCGGCGACGGAUUUAGCUCGCAGAUGUUCUUAUCUCUCUCUGGAUUUUCCAAACUCAUCUUCUCUUCUUCAAUUCCGAUACUCAGAUUUUCUUUUUUAGGGUUUCUGGAUGAGAACACGAUGAUGACUGGUUCAAUCUAAAAGAGCUUUGAUUAAAUAAUUGGACGUUUCCGAAUUGAAAAAAAUAAAUAAUUUUUUUAUAGAUUUGAAAAGAAGUGAGCGAAGUGUAAAGUAAACUAAUGAGGGCAUUGCACAAAUCCAAAAGGGUCUCUUGGCCCCCAGAUUUUAAACUUUGUCAGGUACGGCUCUUCAUAUCAGAGGAUUCACCUUCACAAGUUGGAUCAGAAUCUCAAGACCACUUUCAAGCGAAAUCAUCAGGGGCUGCACAUCUAAGUGAUGAUAAUCUGCCACCUGGCUUCGGUGGACUGCUUUCUCCAAAUGAGUCAAUUAAGUUAUCAGACAUCCCAGUAAUUAAGUGGCAAUGCUCUGUCCAGAUUCUGCUAGAUGAUGAAUGGAGAAUGGUUGCAGGGGACGAAAGCAAAGAAGCUGAGGCGCAAAACCAGAGGGAACUGAGAGUUCUUGAAGCAUUCUAUCCUGGCGCAUCAUCUAUUCCUCCUAACCCUUGGGUUCCAGCUGAUGUUGACACCUCAGAUUAUGAUGAUCAGCAAACCCUUGUCAUACCCAUUCUAGUUGUAGAAGAUGACGACGUGGCGGCGGAUACAGCAUCUGAACUCCCAACCCAAUCUGGCGUGGAUGUGGGAACAGUGCCAUCAAUAACCAAUGAGAACACAUCGACUUCUUCAUCUCUCCCUGCAGCGUCAGAAAUAAUGGCUGCGUUAGCUGCACUUUCAAAUAGCAAAGAACAAGGCGGCAGCAUGAUAGACAAAUAUUUGCUUAUCAAAAUCCUAAGCAACCCUAAGAUGGUGGAGAAUCUUGUUGCAAAUUGUGGUAGUAGUGCAGCUUCAGUCUCCUCCAACGCAACACAUGAAACCAAUGGAGUGGUAGCCACCGCCACGACACCUGCCUGUUCAAAUGGCCAAUAUAACCCUCAGCCAGCGGUAUCCCAUAUUCCUCCUCCCAUAGUCUAUCCUCGUCAAGUUCCUUCAGACCAGUCCAACUAUGGUGCACCACCACCACCAGCAAGAGAUGCUAGUUAUUACCAGAGCCUGAUACAGCAACAUGGAGGGGAAAGACAAGAGGCGCCGCCGCUGCCAGUGCAACAACAUCUAGGUGGUUAUCGUUACAGCCUCCAACCUGGAGCAGGAGGAGGAGGACCUAACCCUGAGAUAGUAAAUAGCAAUAGGCCAAGGGAUUCAAAACCCAAGAUAAUGAAGCCGUGCAUGUACUUCAACACCUCGAGGGGUUGUCGCAAUGGAGCUAACUGUUUAUUCCAGCACGAUGCUACAGCAGCUUACCAGCCGAGGAAUGUUAACAAUAAUAGGAAUAUCAACAACAAUCCUGAGAUGCAAAGUGCAAAAAGAAUGAGAUUUGACAGGGUCUGAAGCAGAAGUUAGCAAAACCACCAUCAUCUGUUUGCCUCCUUGAUGUUAGCAGCAGAGCAAUUUUCUUCUUUCCUUUCUUGCUAUAUAAGUUUCAAUUACUUUUGAAACUAUUUCUUGUUUUGACAAAAAAAUAAUAGAAUUAAUCGGCUGAGUACCUCUUGAGAUGAAUUUCAA